AUGAAACAAGAGAUAACUUUCGCUCCAAUUCCAUUUGGAAUGAUCUCGGUUCUGGUGGUGAUACUUAUUGGAUUCUUGUAUGGCAUCACCACCAUCGAUCGAAACAUCUAUCAAUUAAUCAAAGCGGCGCGGCACGAUCAAAUGAUCGAAAAUGUGGAAAAUGAAGGGACCUUGCUGCUAAUUUGCAUCGGCUUUCCAAUGACUUUGUUGCUCAUCAUGAUCGGCAUCGGCAUGAAUUCAUGGACAGCAUCCUCCGGCAUCCAGCUCAAGCGCCGCUACAUCUUCAAAACUCGAAAUUAUUAUUUUCUGAUUGAAGACAUCUGUUUUCGCCCCUCCUCUUCUACCUCCGUGGGAAGCUGA
Molecule: messenger RNA, 360 nt
Organism: Oikopleura dioica
Lineage: Eukaryota; Metazoa; Chordata; Appendicularia; Copelata; Oikopleuridae
Source: the annotation of a GenBank genome assembly